GUGAUUUUGCAACUCCUCGAGCUAUUUUGACAGGACAUGACUAUGAGAUCACCUGUGCUACCAUUUGUGCUGAACUUGGCCUGGUAAUAAGUGGUUCAAAAGAAGGACCAUGUCUCAUACAUUCUAUGAAUGGAGAUCUACUGAGGACAUUAGAAGGUCCUGAAACAGAAGGUCCUGAAAGUUGUUUGAGACCGAAACUUAUUCAAGCUUCAAGAGAAGGUCACUGUGUCAUAUAUUAUGAAAACGGCCUCUUCUGUGUGUUCAGUGUCAAUGGGAGACUUCAAGCCACUAUGGAAACAGAUGACAAGAUAAGGGCAAUUCAGCUGAGUCGAGAUGGACAGUAUCUGCUCACAGGUGGAGACAAUGGAGUUGUAACCGUGUGGCAGAUGUGGGACCUCAAGCAGCUUUUUGCUUACCCAGGGUGUGAUGCUGGAAUCCGAUCCAUGGCCCUGUCGUAUGACCAAAGGUGCAUCAUGACUGGCAUGGCGUCUGGGAGCAUAGUGGUUUUCUACAAUGAUUUCAAUCGCUGGCACCAUGAGUAUCAAACCAGAUACUGAUCUUCACAGAGACCAGGAUAAGCACUGAUGUGGGCAGCUGUUGUCAGAGGGAAACUGAACACAGCACACAACAUUGUUCCUUAUAAAUAGCUAUAUUACAUGUGAAUGUAACUCAAAUUUGCUGGAAGAAGCAACCUAUUUUUUAAAGUUAAUUGCUAUUUUUGUAGACAUUGCUUGACUUUUUUGGGGUAAGGGCAAAGAAGCAGAAAAAUGGCUGCUGGGUUCUGUAGUUAAAAAAAUCUAUAUUUUUAGUCAUAAUGAGAAGUCUAUUUUGAUCCCUGUAUGUAAAAGAAUCCUAAAGUAAAUACGGUUAAAACUCA
Molecule: messenger RNA, 877 nt
Organism: Mesitornis unicolor (brown roatelo)
Lineage: Eukaryota; Metazoa; Chordata; Aves; Mesitornithiformes; Mesitornithidae
Product: lipopolysaccharide-responsive and beige-like anchor protein
Exons: 4
Biological process (GO): intracellular protein localization
Cellular component (GO): membrane; cytosol
Molecular function (GO): protein kinase binding
Source: RefSeq, a predicted model, not a curated record